UAGGAAGUGCAGAUAUAAUAAGGGUCACUGAGAUAUCAAACCAUUUACCAGCAGGUGUUACUGCGUAGUUCACAGUGCACUUCCUCCUCUGAGUUUUCCAAGCACCCCUAGAAAUGCUGGGAGAUGUAUUGCCUUUGAUUGUCUAUCAGCUGUAAAAUAUACAAACUUCUUCCUGAUUUAUGCACACACAUACACUACAGUCAUUUUAAGCAAGCAAUGUAAUCAAUGAAGUAUUUCUGACUGCAUUACUCCUGCUCCUUUAUGCGUGACUUUGCUCUUUCAUGUUUAAACAAAUAAGCUUGAUUAACAAAGAUAGCUUUUACUUAGAAAAGUCCAGUUUAAAAUUUGAUAAAGGAGGUAAAAACUUGAUACAAUAUAAAGUGACUUAGAUGUUUUUUCAAUGAAGAAGGAAAAACUAAAAUAACAAGAGCAGUUUUGAUGUGAUGAAAACCUCAUGUGAUGAAAUGUCCCUCACAAUGAUCCACCCAGGAUUCCCUUCCUCCUCAGACUUUUCCAAGCACCCCUUAAUGCUGGGAAAUGUAGUACCUCUACAUGUCCUGGGACUGUGCAGCGUCUCCAGUUUCAGAAACUCAAUGAGCUGAUGCUCAUUUUAUGAUUACGGCAAAAUAUAGCCUUUCCUUUUUGAUUCAGUAAUACAUUAUUUAGAUGAUCAGAAAAGUAUUACAUUAUAAGGUUCCUAUUUCAUUUCUACAUCAUCUGUCUAAAGACUGUAAUUUAUUUUAAAUAAUUUAAAAAAGUUUUCUUACAUUGUUGGCUCAUUUAGUGGGAAAUUUCAUCUCAAGUUAACAACUUUGACCAGUGAAUACUUAAUCUGAUACUAUUCUUUACUGCAUUAUGACAUUAAGUUUUCUUUUUUCAAGCUUUGUCUGAGGGGAGCUCCACAAUCAGAUUUCUUCUUAACUCGUGGAAACCCCAGAGAAUUAAUGAAGUAACCUAAAGCUUGAUGCUUUUAAAAUUAAUAACAUAGACUCCGCACAUUUAACAGAGUACAUUUCUUUUAAACAGACUGCAGUUACACCCUUUAAUUUCAUGUUGACGGGAAAACGAAAGUUAAAAGUUAUAACCUAGUCAAGGCAGCAAAAAUGGGCCUUUAACUUCCAGUCAUAACCUUCAAACUAAAAGGAUUAUUUCUGCAUAAUAUCUCAUAGGGUCAUAUGAUCCCCAGCUAUACAUUACCCCCCCCUUCUCUAGAGUCUGAAUGACCCACAUUAUGUCCCACCUGUUGUCCAGUUAUUGAUGAAGACCUGCAAUUGUUUCAUGAACAAGUCAUGUAACCCAAUAAAGGCUUAUAACACCACAUUACUCCUGCUGCUUUAUGCUUCAAUGCCUGAAAUUUGCCCCCUUUGUCACGUUUGAUAAAGAUGUGGACCCAAAGGCAGACACAGAUUAGGAGUUUUGAUGAAAUUAAGUAGAUUUUACACACAGAGAGAGGCAGACAGGAGCACAGGAGACAUGAGGAACAAUUCAGUCUGCAAUAAUACAAAUUUAACUAUAAAAAAUAAUUGUAAGGUUGAUAAUGGAUCUAAAGAUAGAAUUUUGUCGGAUUCUUGACAUUGUGUUAUACAUCCAUUCUACACUACAAAAACCCUUCUUUAAGAAAUUUGAUUUUACUCUGUUAUUUUGAAGGCAACACCCAAGUAUGUCCGGUCGUAUUUAGGUUAAAUGCCACUCUGCUCCAGUGACACAAACCAAUGUGCACCUUAAUCUGCCUGGGAAGUGAUUCAGCUGGUUUUUCCAGACCUUGUUCAACAAAGGAGACAGCACACUAAGAAAACUUUAAAGGCUCCAGACAGUCAAGAACAACCAUCUACCAUGAACCCCAGGCUAACAAAGAGCCAGCAGGAAACAAUCUGCUCCAAGCUGGGAAGAGUUAAACUACAGCUGCUGUACAAGGCCAGCAUCCAUGGUUUCACCGGUGCAGCCUUCCACCAAAGAUGUGACAACCGCUGUCCCACAGUGUCUGUGGGCUAUAACUCCUCUGGAUAUGUGUUUGGAGGUUACACCAAACAACCAUUCAGUCAGUCUGGACAGUACGUACAUGAUGACCAGGCCUUUCUUUUCACCUUCAGUGGAGAACAGCUCAUCAAAUAUCCAGUUACCACUCCGGUUUAUGCAGUGAAAAUGAUGGCUAACUCCGGUCCAUAUUUUGGAGAAGCAUUGGUUCUUGUCAAUGGUAGCCAACCAAUAGUCUAUAACAAUCCAGGAAAUUAUUACACCUUCAAUGCUGCUCAAAUGCAUGGCAACAACCUCAACCUGACUGAGUGCGAAGUCUAUCAAGUGGAGGUGAACUCAGAACUUGAGAAGCCAUGGAGGCCAAUGGUGUGGGAACAACAGAAAAGGACAGAGAUGAUGGACAGUAUUAAGAGCUACAGUCCCAUGACCAGCUCUGUGUCCCAGAUUCGAGUCCUGCUCAUUGGACCAGUUGGAGCUGGAAAGUCCAGCUUCUUCAAUUCCAUCAACUCUGUAUUCAGAGGCCACGUCACCAGCCAGGCCAUCGCUGGUUGCUCUACCACCAGCCUCACCACACAGUUUCGCACGUACUCUCUGAAAGCUGGACGAGGAGGAAAACCUCUGCCAAUCAUCUUGUGCGACACCAUGGGAUUGGAAGAAACCACUGGGGCCGGGCUUGAGUUGGAAGAUGUUGUCAACAUCCUCAAAGGUCAUCUGCCAGACACUUAUCAGUUCAACCCCUCUGCUCCUCUGCAUUCGGAGGCCCACGGCUACCGUAAGUCUCCAAGCCUCAAGGACAAGAUCCACUGCGUGGCCUACAUCAUUGAUGCCUGCAAGGUCUCCAUCAUGCCCCCAAAGCUGGAGGAGAAGCUAGAUGCUAUCCGCAGAAAGGUCAACUUAAUGGGGAUUCCUCAGCUGGUCCUGAUGACUAAAGUGGAUGAUGCCUGUCCUUUUGUUUCAGAGGACAUUAGGAACAUUUAUAGGAGCAGCUACAUCAAGGAAAUGAUGCAGGAGGUCAGCGUUCGGACCGGUGUGCCACUGUCCUGCGUUGUUCCAGUGAAGAACUACAGCAAAGAGUUAGAGUUGGACCAAAACUGCGACAUCCUUCUACUCACCGCCAUCAUUCAGAUGCUUCGCUUCGCUGAUAACUACUUUGAUGAGCUCAGUGACCGCCUCGGCAAUGUUGGAACCAAAGAAUAGUGCUCAUGCUCUACACAGUAUGACCUCAAACGACUCCUUGGGGACCUCCAAAAACUCCUAGGAAUACUGGGAGAGAUUCAGAAACGCAGUAAGCUGCUCUUCGUGUUCCUUGGAGGUGUUUCUUCCUUGGGAUUUUAUUUUGUAUUCAUCAGGUAUUUAUUCUUAUGAGGGAUUUGCUACAUUAUUGACCAAUUUAGUGGGAUAUUUCAAUACAAGACUACACAUUAUCUACUACUACUACUACUACUACCUUUACUGCAUGUUGACUACACUUCUCGGAGAACAUUCAUGUCAUUAAACACUGAGUAAAACAGAUACAAAUUGCCCUGCCACAUAGCUUUCAAUUCAAUUUAUUUUCUCUAGUUAUAAACUUUUGCCGUUUGAGAAUUACACAAAAACAGUUCUUAUAUAUGUCAGCUUUUGCAGCAGAUGCUAAACUUUAUGCAUCCUGGCACAAAAUCUGUGUUUACUGAGUUUAAUGUUAUGAACAUUUACCAGUUAUCUUUUGUUUCUUAUUUUUUCCCCCCAUCAAACUAAGCAAUAAUUUGUUUAUUUAUUUACAUUAUUUGAUGAUGUCAGGAAAACAGCUACCCAGCAGUUUGUACUGGCAGAUAUAAUCAUGUUUAUUGUUAUGUUACAUGUUUUGUAUAUUCAGCUUGUGCUUCUACUUGUGUCUACGACAAAAACAGCUCUUGCUAGCCAGACAGGAUGUCACUGGGUUUGGAAACUUUUAAGUGUGUUCAUUAAAAAGACAAUAGAAAACCUGAA
Molecule: messenger RNA, 3939 nt
Organism: Dicentrarchus labrax (European seabass)
Lineage: Eukaryota; Metazoa; Chordata; Actinopteri; Moronidae
Product: interferon-induced protein 44-like
Exons: 9
Coding region: 1834-3171 (445 amino acids)
Molecular function (GO): GTP binding
Source: RefSeq, a predicted model, not a curated record